AUGGCGGGUAGGUUGCGCGAAUGGUUUGGAGAUACAAGGUUUUGGUUAAAGUUUUUCAACGAUGCUGGUCUUCCAAAGGAAACUUCAAAACGCUAUACUAGCCUUUUUUGUGAAAAUCGCAUAACCUUACAGCAUCUUCGCUUCCUCGACAAGGAUCUUCUUAAAGAAAUGGGAAUCAAUGCUGUUGGAGAUAUUAUAACGAUCCUUCAAUAUUGCAAAUCCCUUGACAUCGAUAAGCUUUCUGACGCACAGACUGAUGUUGUGGUUACCUCGACAACUUCAAGCUCAGAGAAACCAUCGAUCCUCCCUGGUCACGAAUUGCCAGUGCCUUCAAAACGCCGCGUUACAAAGGAAAUGGAGGGACCUUAUGUAGUCAAGUUCCCUGAAGGCAAAACGGAAAAGACUCGACGAAUUCUUAAAAAAAUGGCAAUACCGGACAGUGGGAAUUUUUCCAACGAUCCCGGUACUUCCUCGCAGUCAUUGCGUACUGUGGUCAUUACGGCUACCCCAUCCUCAACGUCCAAAUCGGGUCCUGCUCAGGGAGCUCCUCUUGAUUUUGACGAGGAGAGUGAUGACGACAAUGAAGACUUUGAAGUUAUUAUAUCGAGUACUAGUCCCGAUGUUCGAACAGCAAAUCUGGGCACUCGGCCCUACGUCGCACGCCCCUCCGUCUUCGAUCGCCUUGGUGCGGAGGUAUCUUUCCCAAAUGUCGCUGCGGCGAAAGGAUCCUCUGCUCUACCCCCCUCCUCGUCUGCCACAUCCGGUGGCAAAACUGUCCUUGCUCGCAUUGUCGAUCGCACCAUCACUAGCAACGCGGCAGAGGAGACUCAUCUUCGUCAUAGUUUCGCUCAGUCUGGCUCUCUAAAACGAUCCGCAAGUGAAUCCAUAUUUGCCCGUCUGGGUGCUCCUUGGAGUAAAGCAGCAGAAGACGAGCCCGGCUUACCCUACCAAGGUGUUUUGAAGCUUUCUCGGAUGUCAAUGCCGAAACCACAGCCUCAAACACCAUCACCACCGCAUGUUUUAAAAUCCCCUUCCAACUCUCAAGCUCGUGUCUCCGCGAAGAGUCGCCUCGGCUUUGCUCCCUCUGCCUGCAGCCCCACUCUCAACCGAUCAGCGGGCAUCUUCGCCACUGAUUUGCAAAGAAAUUUGCGCCAGAGGUUGGGACGAUUCUAA
This is a messenger RNA of Echinococcus granulosus, 1173 nucleotides long. RefSeq lists its product as hypothetical. Gene Ontology annotation, cellular component: nucleus. The transcript is spliced from 7 exons. The record is from RefSeq and is a predicted model, not a curated record. Lineage: Eukaryota; Metazoa; Platyhelminthes; Cestoda; Cyclophyllidea; Taeniidae. The coding region runs from base 1 to 1173 and encodes 390 amino acids.